This is a messenger RNA of Closterium sp. NIES-67, 6093 nucleotides long. Lineage: Eukaryota; Viridiplantae; Streptophyta; Zygnematophyceae; Desmidiales; Closteriaceae. The record is from the annotation of a GenBank genome assembly.
CCAAGCAGCCAUGUUUCACAUGAACAUCACUGCGGCUCCCCUCUCAGGUCGCAAGCUCAUCUCUUGCUAGCCAAAGCGACCUUCCAUCGACGGGAGGGGUCGAGUUUCUGACAGCAAACCCAGCCCUCAUUUGCUUCGUCCCUCCGUCUUGUGAGGGCGUAGGUCUUGCAGCCUUACAGCCCUGCCCGUUUGCGCGCUAGAGAUCAACCUCCUCGUUCAGUCAAAGCGUCGUGGCCAUAGCAACUCCUUAUUGCCUAGCGCAUUUUCGCGUGUGUCCCGUAGACCACCAUCGCUCUUCCCGCCGUCGCCACAUUCUUGACAGUUACUCGCCGUUUGCACCCCCCCCCCCGCCAUGCGCCCCGGCGGGGACCCGCCGCUGCAUACUCAGACUAUUAGGUCACGCCGUUAUGGUUAAGUUUUUCAUUCUAAGAAACGAGGCGACGCAGGCUAACCACGAGCGAGUCGAACAGCGUAGUCAUGCCAUUGCGGGCCAAGCUAAGACACGCGGGUUGGGGAAACGGGCCGAUGGAUUGCGGGUAGAUGACGCCACGCGAGGUGAACUGGAGGAAGUAAUCUGCGCAGAGGAGAGGAGAUUAGCAAAGGGAAGGUUUGAGGGUAGAAUCGAGACAGCCCAGCGGUUAAGAGGAGGAGUGCGACAGGAAGACGAUCGGGAUGGCGAGUUGUCGCACGCCAUAGUUGCGACGUCUCCCCGCGCCUGUGCGAUGCCGGAGCUGCUCCCCCAGCUGCGGCGGUCAGAUGUUGAGAUACCAGCGGGCACUGACGACCACUGGCUGCGCGACCGUGACUCCAGCGACGGUGGCGAUGCGGGGAUUGAACGAAUCGGGCCGAUCGCAGGAAUGGGAGGGUUCAGUGGGAUUGAGGCGGGUCGAGAAGCUGCCGGCUCACCGCGCGAUCGGCUGCAGGCAGCUAUCGAGGCGAGACCGUGCAGCCGGCGCGAUGUGAACGCCUCGGCUGGCCGGCCUAGACUCGCUCUUUCUAGCAAGAAUGACGCUGGUUUCACGGAAAGACAUAUCAAGCGGCAGUUUCGGUCGGCCCACUGCGCGCCGAGCAGCGUCGGCCUGCAGAGUGGCGGUAGACUAGUGCGGAAGAGGGCGCGUGGUGUCGGUGGUCGGGGUGACUGUGCGACGGCUUCGUCGCUGCUCUCGUCGUCGGCGAUCGUGCAGUUUCUCCUGCUGCUGCUUUUACCGCUGGCGGUGGGCCCACUGGGGUUAGCUACUGCGCGCGUUGCUGCUGCCGAUCCGCUGGCACCGGGAGUUGCGGGAGAUGGGUGCGGGGAGGGAUGCGCGGGGAUAGGCGGGGGGAGAGGGAGCGAGAGACGGGAGGGGGUAGAUGUGGUUGGUAGGAGAGUGGGUCGACGGUUAGGAGUUGAGAAGAAAGACAGCAGGAACAUGGCGACCAUAGCGCAGCAGUCGCAGCAGUCGCAGCAGUCGCAGCAGUCGCAGCAGUCGCAGAACCCGCAGAACUCGCAGCAGUCGCAAGAUUGGCAGAAUCUGCAAAACCAGCAGAAUAACCAGAACCAGCAAAAUCAGAAUCAGCAGAACCAGAAUCAGCAGAAUCAGACCCAGCAAAGCGGGCAGAACCAGCAGAAUGGACAGGACAGGCAGAAUGCGCAAAACUUGCAGAAUCAGCAGCAGCAGCAGCAUGAGAGUUGGGGGCAGCAGGGCAGUCUGUUGCAGGAGUGGCAGCAGCAGGGCACGGAGUGGACGGCGUUCGACACGGCGCGCAGCGGCAGCGUGGGAGUGCCGAAAGAAGCGGCGCAGCUGGUGCAGGUGAAGCAGCUGUUCGACCUGGACGGCCGCCUGCAGUCGUGGGACGCCCAACGAGACUGUGCCACGUGGCAGUACGUGGCGUGCAACGCCCAGGGCAACGUGAUCGGCAUCUCGCUGCGUGACUUCAAAGUCAACGUCACGGUGCUGCCAGACGGCCUCACGUCCCUGCAAUACCUCACCUACCUCAAUCUGGCGAGCAACUAUUUCUACGGCUCCUUCCCGUCCCUCCUCACCCUCCUCACCAACCUGCAGAUGCUCGACCUGAGUGCGCCUCCUCUCGGGUUCGGUGCGUGGGGCAUCACGGGGUCGCUGCCCGAUAGCAUCUCCGUGCUCUCGCGACUCACCACCCUGUCGCUGGCGUACAACCGCCUGUCAGGGUCGCUGCCCAACGCCAUCGCCUCCCUCGUCAACCUGCGCAGCCUCAACCUGUCCUUCAACUACUUCUCUGGCUCCCUGCCUGCUGCUCUCGGCGACCUUCCUGUGCUCUCAGACUUGGACCUGACGAGCAACGACUUCUCAGGGCCCAUCCCCAACUCCUUCUCCGGCCUUCAAACCCUCCAGUCCCUCUCUCUGAGCUCCAACGCCUUCUCUGGUCCGCUGCCCAACGUCCUCACCAUCGCCACCAACCUGCAAUCACUGUCGUUGAGUUUCAACGCGUUUGAGGGUUCGAUUCCGCGCGGCAUCACGCUGCUCUCCACCCUCCGAGUGCUGGAGCUGGCGCAUGUGAACAUAUCUGGGGACUUCCCCUCCAUGGACCGAUGGACUAACCUCGUUGCGCUGGAGCUUUCCUUUGCGAGUGGCCUUCGCCAAGUGCCACUAUCGCUGGGCUUCCUCACCAACCUAACCAGACUGUCCAUCGAGCGCAGUGGGCUCAUGGACACUCUCCCCACGCAGCUUUGCGGCCUCUGGCAGCUCAGACAACUGUCCCUGGCGCACAACAGCAUCUCGGGGGUUCUUCCCGACUGCAUGGGCAACCUGCAGGCGCUGGAAUCGCUCGACUUGAGCCACAACAGUCUCGCAUCCAGCCUGCCCACCACCAUCGGCAACCUCCGGCAAAUCACCGCUCUCAACCUUGCAUUCAACUCGUUCCAGGGGCCUCUUCCUACGAGUCUGCAAGCGCUCUCCUUCCUGCAACAACUGUCGUUGAGCCACAAUGCGUUGGUGGGGCCUCUGCUGCCCGGGCUGGCUGCAAUCACAGGACUCACGUCGCUUGACUUGAGUGACAACACGUUCAAUGGCUCCCUCCCACUCGAGUUCGCGUCGCUCUCAUCCCUCUCCAUUCUCUCGCUGGCUCGGUCGGGCAUAGCAGGAGUGCUGCCGCACCGGUUCAACUACUCCGCGCUGCUGCUCCUGGAUCUGAGUGGCAACCUCCUCAAGGGAGAGCUGCCACGGGGCUUUUUCCCUUCCCUUAGCCUCCUCAAUCUGGAGUCCAACCGUCUCGUGGAUGACGUUGAUUCCUUCUUUGCUCGAGCGCACACCCCGCAGCUGCAGUCGCUGCUGCUGGGCAACAACUCGCUGUCAGGGUCGCUCCCGGACUUCACCUCGAUGUCGCCCGCGCUGUACCUGGCGGCGCUCAACGGCAACUCCAUCGCACACACGCCCAAACAGCUGCUCGCCAACACCUCCCUGCACCUCAUCCUGGCGGACAACCCGGUGUGCAUAGACCCGUCGCCCGCCUCCCUGGCAGCGUGUGCACCGGCGUCCUUGGACCGCCUGUCGUGGGUGGGCAUUCCCGUGUCCGCGUGCGCCAACACCACAUGCCAGGGUGACAACCGCGCGCCCUCGCCGCCCGUCUUUACAGCGCGCGCCAUGUGUGUGUGCGCACCCGUUGCUGCCCUGGACCUGCUGCUGCUCACGCCUCCUGUGGCGGCGUUCGAUGGAGUUGUGGCGGGGCGCCUGCAGGCUGCGCUUGCAGAUGCUGUCUCCAUGCCUCGGGAACAGCUGCGGCUGCACGAGGCGGAGCCGGUGGCCCCGUCGCAGCAGCGGGUGCGUGUGCACGUGUACCCACCCGCACUCUCCGACCCCGAUGCCUCCCUCGCCCAGCUCAAGGCGUCGCAGCGCCUGCUGCGCGCCGCGCUGCCCAUGCGCCUGGACUUCUUCGGCCCCGUGCACGAGAUGGUGGAGGACCCUCGAGUGGUGAACGCAUCUGCUGCACUCAACGCCUCCACUUCUGCAAACUCCACUGCCUCAUCCUCAGGCACUUCAGUCCCAGGGUCUGUGAUGGUGUGGAUCAUUGUGUCGGUGGUGGUCGGCGCUCUGCUCCUCACCUCCUUGCUGCUCCUGCUCAUCCUGCGUCGCAAGUCGCUAGCAGCAUGCAAGGACUGUGACGCGGACACCAGGGCCCUUGCUGCAGCCUCCGCCUCCUCCUCCGCCCUGCACUCCGCCCACGCGUCCGGCCCACUCCCUGGCCCCACUGCCGCCGCCACCCACGCGGGAGGGGCCGCAGGAGAUGGAGGAGGGGAGGGGAGUGGUGGGCUGUCGCUGCGGGAGAGUGUGCGGCAGCAGCUGGUGCGCCCCAUGACGCUGGAGGAGCUAACAGCAGCCACGGUGGGGUUUGCGGAGGAGCGCGAGCUGGGUUCGGGCGCGUACGGCACGGUGUACCGGGGCGAGAGUGCGGAGGGGCAGCAGUGGGCGGUGAAGCGCAGCAAGAUGGUGUCCCGGGACACCAUGCAGGUGUUCCGCAAAGAGGUGAGUGUGAUAUCGCAGAUGAGUCACCGGCACCUGGUGAAGCUGCUGGGGUACUGCGACACCGACAGGGAGCACAUCCUCGUCUACGAGUUCGUCCCCAACGGCACGCUCGCGCAGCACCUCAGACCUAAACCGGGCGAGCGGUGGGCGGCGCUGUCGUUCAAUGAGCGCGUGGACAUCGCGCUGGGCACGGCGCAGGCGCUGCAGUACCUGCACUCGUUCAGCACGCCCGCCAUCAUCCACCGCGACGUCAAGUCCGACAACAUCCUGCUCACCGACAACAUGCAGGCGAAGGUGUCUGACUUCGGGCUGCUCAAGGACAUGGACGACGCGGAUGCGGCCACCAGCAAGGUGGCAGGCACGCCGGGAUACCUGGACCCCGAGUACUACCGCACCUUCAAAGUCACCACCAAGAGCGACGUCUUCAGCUUCGGUGUGGUGCUGCUGGAGCUGGUCACGGGUCUGCCACCCACCUUCCCCAACCCCAACAAGGAGACCGACGGCAUGAUCUCCCUCGCAGAAUGGGCACUGGCGCGGCUGGGAGCGGACCAGCUGGAGUCACGGCUGGACAAGGUGGCGGACGCGCGCAUGGAGGGGCAGUACGUGCGGUCGGCACUGCGGCAGAUGGCGGAGCUGGGCACGCAGUGCGUGCGCCUGCUGGGGAAGAACCGCCCCGACAUGCACGAGGUCGUGUGGCGCCUGCAAGAGGUGCAGCAGGACAUGGCCCUCGCGCGCGGCCACGCUGCGCCUCCGCGCAGCCGCAGUGACAUGGACGCGGAGGAAGCCAUGGCGUACGGUUCCUUCCCCACGUCGUGGAUCGGCGUGGGGUCGCGCUCGCACGUGGACGUGGGCGGGGCAGCAGCAGGGAAGAGCAGCGUGGUGGGGACGGGGGAGCACGAGAUGGUCAAAUGGGGCAGUGGCAGGGUCGCUGUGAACAACCCGAAGCUGUUUGUGAAGCUGGGGGGCGGUGGAGGGGGUGUGGAGGGGAAGGGAGUGUUGGGCAAAGGAGGUGGGAGUUGUAGGAGUGGGGUAACCGGGUCGGAUGUGGGGGGGGGGGUGGUGGGUGCGAGCAGCAGUGGGAGCGGGGUGAUGACAGACAUGCGGUCGUCAUCAUCUGCAUCCAUGUACAUGGCACUGCCCACUGAUGCCGCUGUCAUAGGCAGUACGGGUGCUGCAAGGGCUUGGGGUGCACAAUAAGGCAAGAGGAGCACGACCUUUCAGACACGGCGGCACAGGCAGAGCUUGUCAAGUUCAUUCCCUCGAUAUAAGGCAGCUAUCGCUCCAUCCAUGUCCAACCAAAAGCCCCCAUGAGUGUGGAGUGCUCACCCCCAUGCCACCUGGCAACCAAGGUUGGGGGAGUCCCAACAGCAGCAUGCUUCACAGUGUCCUCUUAUCUGCCCUCUUAUCGGCGCUCCGCAAUGUUUGGUACUUGAAUUGAGGGCCAUGCGUGAGGCCCGUGCGUGCUCCAUUAUUGCUUUUUGCUUUCUUUGUCAUUGUAGAAGAGCCGCUUUAUUAGUUGCUAACCGCGUUGCUGCAUUUAUUUAUUUCCUAACUUUUCUUUUAAUUAGUGAUGUAUUUGUUAAAUUAUAUAAGUUAUUAUAUAAUUGUAGGCUUG